Molecule: messenger RNA, 813 nt
Organism: Morchella importuna
Lineage: Eukaryota; Fungi; Ascomycota; Pezizomycetes; Pezizales; Morchellaceae
Exons: 7
Coding region: 1-813 (270 amino acids)
Molecular function (GO): hydrolase activity
Source: RefSeq, a predicted model, not a curated record
AUGGUGCUAAUCACUGAAUCUCACGUCGAUAUCGAAACAUCUGGGGGUACGAAGAUGAGAGUCUUCUUGUUUCACCCAGUUAUUUCUGGAUACCCCAAUGCAAAAUUCCCUGGUGUCGUGGUGUGGAGUGAGAUCUACCAAGUUACUGGGCCGGUAUCGAGGUUCGCGAGGCAAAUUGCUGGGCAGGGGUACAUCUGUGCUGCACCCAGUGUAUACCACGAUUUUGAGGGUCCUGCUGCCUUGGCCUACGAUGUUCCGGGAACCGAUAAGGGAAACGAGUACAAGAUCAAGAAGACUGUCGCUUCGUACGACGAGGACGCAAAACUGACUGUUGACUACUUAUUGGGACUAAAAACUUGCACAGGCAAGAUUGGGACUACUGGGAUGUGUCUCGGUGGUCAUCUGGCAUUCAGAUGUGCUCUUGACCCCAGAGUUUCCAGCGCUGUUUGCUACUUUGCUACAGAUAUACACAGUUCUACCCUUGGAUUGAACAAAAAGGAUGAUUCUUUGGCAAGGAUCCCAGAAAUAAAGGGCGAGUUGGCGAUGAUCUUUGGGAAAAUGGAUAAUCAUGUCCCACCUGCGGGUCGUGACCUGAUCAGGAAGACUCUUCAUGAGGCAGGGACCAAGUUCAGCUUCUAUGAGUUUACCUGGGCUCAACAUGCCUUCAUUCGGGACGAGGAGUCCAAAGGAAGAUAUGACCCUGCACUCUCAAAGAUCUGCUUUGAAGUUCUCCUCGAGCUCUUCACCAGGACUCUGAAGACAGACUUAGGUGUUCAUAUCAAUGAUGAUACCGAAAUCGAAGAUGUCUGUUAG